AUGACUACAAGACCAUUCCAACAGAAUAAUAACUUGUUGAAUAUAAACAAUGGAAGACAAUCAGUGAUUGGUACAGCACCAAUCAAACCGAUUGGUAUCAUUGGUACACUUACAACACCAAUGCAGACACCUAGAAACAAUCCCAGUGCACCAAAGAUAUCACUGGCUCCAAUACCAAUGGGUCCACUCACCUCUAGUAUCAACAAUGGUUCAGUCUAUGCCAACAACAAUGUAUUGCCAAUGCCAAUCUCCACUCCAGCCAACCCAAACUACAACCACAACAACAAUGUUGGCAAUACUGUUAACAGGACUUCAACUGCAGCACCUACCACAACAACGUCAACAACAAAUAGAUAUAGUGCUGCAGCACAACCACAACAACAACAACAAUCAAUCGUCAAUAUCAACACAAACAAGAUGAGCCUUGGAGCGACGAUGCCCAACAAGAAGUCAAUGCCAAGUCAAUCGAUCAGACCAAGCACGAUUAGGUCAGAGAGCAGACCGAUCAAUGACAAGGCCUUCCAGAGCCAGUGCAUCACGCGUCUGCUGAGCUUCCUGCUCAAGAACAACUACCCCAAUCAGAUCGCAAGGAAGGCCCUGACAGCGCCCUCGGUCAAGGACUUUUACAGCAUCUGCGAGUUCCUCUUCCACCAGAUCGACGACACGUUCAAGUUCUCUGCCCAGAAGCCUGAGGAUGACCUGGCCGCCUUCUUCAAGUCCAUGCGCUACCCCAUCGCCAUCGCCAAGCGCAACCUGGCGUCGGUCGGAAACCCCGUGACGUGGCCCCCCAUGCUGGCCGCGCUCACCUGGCUCGUUGAGGUGAUUGAGUACGACACUGAGUACUCCCAUGCCGAGGAGCAAGAGAUUGGAGACGAUGUGGUCUUUAAUCGCGCGUUCAAUCAAGAGGUGCUCAAGUCCUAUCAGGACUUUUUGAAGGGUGCCGACAACGAAUUGACCGUGGACAACUUCCUGGAACAGCAUCACAGCUCGCGCGACGCCCAACUCCAGCUGGAGAUCAGCCAGAUGCAGGCCAUCCAGGAGGCCGAGCGACAAGAGAUCGACAUGCUCAACAGCAAGCCCAACAACAUCGGAGAGCUGAGCCAGUCGCGCAAAUUUGUCAUGGAGGACAUUGCCAAGUUUGUCAACAUUGUGGCCGAUCACCACAAGUACAAGGCCGAUGCGGAGGCCAUCAUCAAGCAGCACCAGGCAGAACUGGCGCGUCUGGAGGAGGAGCUGCGCGACGUUGAGCAGCGCAAGCAUUCACUCGACUCAAUCGUGAGCGAGCAGCAAAAGAGCAGCGUCGAUGCCAAGCUCAUCAACCAACGACGUGUGCAACUCCAGGACGAGAUCUCCAAGGCGGGCACCGAGAAGAAGAGAUUGCUGCGCUCCAAGGCCGAGAAGUUGGCCGAGAUUGAGAAGUUGGUGUCAAGUAUACGCAAUCUCAUCAUGGGCUACAAUGAUCAUCUCAACUCAAUUGGACUGCUCAACACAUCCUCGUCAUCAUCAUCAAUGUCGUCGUCCACUCAAUCAGAGGAUGUCAACAUGGAUAGCAGUACUGCUGGCAAACACUCAUCGUCAAGCUACAACAUACAGUUCACAACCAAUGGUGAAGGAGAUGUUACUAUCACUGACCUCAAGAAGAUAAGGAAACUUCUCAAGACAUAUAUUGAGGAGCAGUACGAGAAGACAAAUGCAAAGGAGGAGGAGAUAACAAACAAGAGGAAUGAGAUCAAGCAGUUGGACGACAAUAUUGCAGACAGUCAGAUGUUGAAGAAGAGAUCCGAGCAGAAGUUGUCAUCGUUGGAGAGCGCCUGCAAGAGUGAGAAGGAGAAGCUGGACAAGGAGCUCGAGCACUUGAUGAAGAGAGUGGAGGUGCGCCAACAGGACAACAAACAACUCAAAGACAAUCUCAAGAUGGACUUGGAGCACAAGAGUCGCCAGCUGGACGAGAGCCAGGCGCAUUACGAGCACCAGAAGCAACUGAUGGACAAGUCACUGUUGGAGCUCAAGGACCAACUGGUCAAGUUUAUGGAUCAUGCCGCCGCACACCAACAAGCCAUCAGCCAGACCUCCACGGCUCUGGUCUCCAGCAUGAACAAAUCAUACGAGCAGCACAAGUGA
Molecule: messenger RNA, 2121 nt
Organism: Acytostelium subglobosum LB1
Lineage: Eukaryota; Evosea; Eumycetozoa; Acytosteliales; Acytosteliaceae
Exons: 2
Coding region: 1-2121 (706 amino acids)
Biological process (GO): attachment of mitotic spindle microtubules to kinetochore
Cellular component (GO): Ndc80 complex
Source: RefSeq, a predicted model, not a curated record